ACCAUACUAAAGUCAUAAAAACGAAGCACCAAUGUAUCCCUCAGCUUUGUGUCUUUCCACUCUUUACUGUAAGUCCUCUCCCUACUCAAUUCACUACUCCAUGGAAGAACAAUCAUCACCUUCUUCACCAUCAACAACCCCAUCACCACCAUCGUCUCCUCCUCCUCCGCUGCCAACGGCGGCAAAGCAUUUCAAAACCUUUACAAUAACAGCUUCUUCCAUCUCCUACACCAAGUCCACCACCACCACAGCCACUACAGCCAAUUUUCUGUUCAAAACAUGUACACCCUCUUCACCUUCUUACAUCCUCCGUGACAUCUCUUUCACUGCCAACCCUUCGCAGAUCCUCGCCAUUGUCGGCCCAAGUGGAGCUGGAAAAUCCACUCUGCUUGACAUACUCGCAGCACGUACUUCACCCACCCAUGGAUCUCUUCUCCUCAAUUCCUCUCCUCUGAACCCAUCCACCUUUCGCAAGCUCUCCGCUUAUGUUCCUCAGCACGACGCAUGCCUUCCAUUGCUCACAGUCUCCGAGACCUUUGCCUUUGCUGCUCGCCUUCUUAUCCCCAGUUCAUCCCAAAUUGCUUCGAUUGUGAGCUCUCUGCUUUCGGAACUCCGUCUAUCUCACCUCGCACACACCCGCCUCGCCCAUGGCCUUUCCGGAGGCGAGCGCCGCCGUGUCUCCAUUGGACUUAGCCUCCUUCAUGACCCUGCUGUGUUACUUCUCGAUGAGCCCACAUCAGGGCUUGACAGUUCCUCUGCUUUCAACGUAAUGCAGACUCUCCGAUCGAUCACGAUUUCGCGUUGCCGGACUGUUGUACUCUCCAUACAUCAGCCCAGCUUCAAGAUCCUUUCGACAAUUGACUGCAUUUUAUUGUUAUCUAAAGGAACAGUUGUUCACCAUGGAACCCUUUCUUCCCUUCAGUGCUUCUUGCUCUCCAAUGGGUUCACAGUCCCUCCGCAGCUUAACGCUUUAGAGUACGCAAUGGAGACACUCAGUCAGCUACAUGAGAAUAAGCCCAUCUCGCCAUCAGAAAUUAUUCCUCCAUCUCUUCAAAAUUCUUCAGUUUCAGAUAAUGGCAGAGGAGAGAUCAGAUAUAAGAGCUCCAGAGUCCGUGAGAUCUUCACCCUGUACAACAGAUUUUGGAAGAUUAUUUACAGAACUAGGCAGCUUCUUUUGACAAACACAUUAGAAGCACUUGGAGUGGGUCUUAUAUUGGGAACUAUUUACAUUCAUAUGGGAUUCGAUAAGCAGGGAAUAGAGAAGAGAUUGGGGCUUUUUGCCUUCACACUCACCUUCCUCCUCUCAUCCACCACUGAAACUCUACCUAUCUUCAUUAACGAGAGGCCAAUCCUCUUGAGAGAGACCUCAAGUGGCGUUUACAGGCUCUCAUCCCAUCUGAUUGCGAACACACUCGUGUUCUUACCUUACUUGUUAGCUAUCGCUAUAGUAUACUCUGUUUCUGUCUAUUUCAUAGUGGGCCUCUGUGCUACUUGGCAAGCUUUCGUCUACUUUGUACUGGUUAUAUGGAUUGUCUUUCUAAUGGGGAAUUCGUUUGUCCUCUUCUUGAGCUCUCUUGCUCCAAAUUACAUUGCAGGGACAUCACUGGUAACAGUAUUUCUGGGUGCUUUCUUCCUCUUCUCCGGCUACUUCAUCUCGAAAGAUAGAUUACCCAAGUAUUGGCUUGUGAUGCACUAUUUCUCCAUGUACAAGUAUGCCCUGGAUGCGCUACUCAUCAACGAGUACUCGUGCCUUGUUUCAAGGUGUUUGAUAUGGUACGAAGAGAACAAGACAUGCAUGGUAACAGGGCGUGAUGUACUGGAGACGAGAGGAUUACAUGAGAAGCAGAAGUGGACUAACAUUUACAUUCUGAUUGGGUUCUUCGUUUUCUAUCGCGUUCUUUGUUUGCUGGUUUUGAUCAGAAGGGCAUCGAGGUCGAAGAAAUAACGUGUAUGG
Messenger RNA from Telopea speciosissima, 1954 nucleotides. Its product is annotated as ABC transporter G family member 8. The transcript has a single exon. Bases 32 to 1945 code for a protein of 637 amino acids. The record is from RefSeq and is a predicted model, not a curated record. Gene Ontology annotation, cellular component: membrane. NCBI's taxonomy places the organism in Eukaryota, Viridiplantae, Streptophyta, Magnoliopsida, Proteales, Proteaceae. Gene Ontology annotation, molecular function: ATP hydrolysis activity; ATP binding; ABC-type transporter activity.